AUGUUUCCAGGACAAGGACCACGCCGUAACGAGUACUCUCAACAGUCUCCACAGGACUUUAGAAUGCAACAACAACAGUAUCAACAGGGACCUCCACAAGGUUAUAAUCAAGGCUACAAUCAAGGUAAUCAAGGUUACAAUCAAGGGAACCAAGGUUAUAAUCAAGGCUACAAUCAAGGAAACCAAGGUAAUCACCAAGGUGGUUAUCAACAAGGUUAUCAAGGUAAUCACCAAGGAAAUCAAAGUGGACAUCAAGGUGGAUAUAAUAGACCGCCCCAAGGCGAACCACAUCGUGUAUCAACCCAAGAUUUCAACAAUGCUGCAAAUUCCCAAUCCAUUUUCCAAAAAGAAGACCCUGCCCAAUAUGUUCAAUUCCAAAUACCACAACAAGCCCAAGUACCACCUACAAAUCCUCAAUCAUUCGGUAUUGAUGGUUAUAAUUAUCAAUAUUCAAACUGUACAGGUCGUCGUAAGGCUUUAUUAGUUGGUAUAAAUUAUAUUGGUACCCAGAAUCAAUUACGUGGUUGUAUUAAUGAUGUUCAAAACGUUAAGAAUUACCUAACAAGGAAUGGAUACGAUGAAGGUGAUAUUGUUGUGUUAACAGAUGAUCAACGUGAAAUGGUUAAAGUCCCCAUUAGAGAAAAUAUUAUAAAAGCGAUUGGUUGGUUAGUUUCAGAUGCUCAACCUAAUGAUUCUUUAUUCUUCCAUUAUUCAGGCCAUGGGUCUCAACAAGAAGAUACCGAUGGUGAUGAAGAAGAUGGAAUUGAUGAAACUAUUGUUCCUUUAGAUUUUGAAAAAAAUGGUCAAAUUGUUGAUGAUGAAUUACAUGCUCGUUUAGUUCCACCUUUAAAACCAGGUGUGAGAUUAACUGCAUUAUUUGAUAGUUGUCAUUCAGGAUCAGUAUUGGAUUUACCUUAUACUUAUUCUACAAGGGGGGUUUUAAAAGAACCAAAUUUGGCAGAAGAAGCCGGUCAAGGUUUAUUACAAACUGCAAUGUCAUAUAUGAAAGGUGAUAAUGCAGGUGUUAUGAGAGGUGUUGCAGGAUUAUUCAAAUUAGCUACAUCUGGUGGUUCAAAUUCACAGGCUUAUGAAAAGACCAAAAGAACUAAAACUUCACCAGCAGAUGUUGUUAUGUUUUCAGGUUCAAAAGAUGAUCAAACUUCUGCAGAUGCUAGUGAAAAUGGUGUUCCAACAGGUGCAAUGAGUUAUGCUUUCUGUAAGAUCUUAAAUAAUACUCCUCAUCAAACAUAUCUUUCAUUGUUACAAAAUAUGAGACAAAUCAUGACUGGGAAAUAUUCACAAAAACCUCAAUUAUCAACUUCACAUCCAACAGAUGUUAACUUGAAGUUCAUUAUUUAG
Hansenula anomala is the source of this 1359-nucleotide messenger RNA. Its product is annotated as caspase family protein. The record is from RefSeq and is a predicted model, not a curated record. Lineage: Eukaryota; Fungi; Ascomycota; Saccharomycetes; Phaffomycetales; Wickerhamomycetaceae. Bases 1 to 1359 code for a protein of 452 amino acids. Gene Ontology annotation, molecular function: cysteine-type endopeptidase activity. Gene Ontology annotation, biological process: proteolysis. The transcript has a single exon.